AUGAUACAAGACGAGGUUAUCUGGAAAUGAAUAAAGUAUGCUCACUGUGCUUUCAAAACCAAAACUGAGACACAGGACUUCUGUAAGAACAAGCAUAACCUGACCGGACUGUGCACAAGACAGGCUUGUCCAUUAUCUAAUUCCAAUUAUUCAACUAUCAUUGAAGAAAAGGGUGUCUGCUACCUAUACCAGAAGACAAUUAAGAGAGCCCAUCUGCCUAAUAGGCUCUGGGAGAAGGUUAAGCUUCCAAAGAAUUACAAGAAGGCCUUAGAACUAAUAGACAAGGAACUUGAAUUUGACAGUAAAUUCCAAAGACAUAAUUGCAAGAGAAGAUUGACUAAAUUGCAUCAAAUGAUCAUUAGAAGAAGAAGACUCAGGCUUAACCAGAUGGAACAAUACGAACCUAUUAAGACCAAAUUUGAGAAAAGAGAGAAACAUAGGGAAAAGAAAGCAGAAAGAGCAGCCAACCUUGAAAUCUCUAUUGAGAAAGAACUUCUUAAUAGACUUAAAGAAGGAGUUUAUCCAAAGGAAAUAUAUAAUCUUGACCAAGAAGCCUUCGAGAAAGCCAUUGCUGAGCAAGAGGUUGAAGAAGAGAAGGAUGAUGCUAAUAAUGAAGAAGAAAGUGAAGAAGAGACCUUGACGACAUUGAUGAUCUAG
Molecule: messenger RNA, 657 nt
Organism: Moneuplotes crassus
Lineage: Eukaryota; Ciliophora; Spirotrichea; Euplotida; Euplotidae
Source: the annotation of a GenBank genome assembly